Molecule: messenger RNA, 1506 nt
Organism: Diceros bicornis minor
Lineage: Eukaryota; Metazoa; Chordata; Mammalia; Perissodactyla; Rhinocerotidae
Gene: TMEM106C
Product: transmembrane protein 106C
Exons: 8
Coding region: 117-866 (249 amino acids)
Source: RefSeq, a predicted model, not a curated record
GACUGAAGAGGCAGGUAAACCCGCCGAAGCGGACAGGUGGUGGGGGUCGCGGCCCGGAGAGGAGCUGCCGGGAGUUCGCGCCCUGCAGGACAUGACACAAGUGGCACAUACCGGACAUGGGGUCCCAGCAUUCCGCCUUUGCUCACCCCUCUUCCUGCAGGCGAAAGAAAGAUGACAGGGAGGAUUUGCUGGCUGAACGGGAGCAGGAAGAAGCCAUCGCUCAGUUCCCAUAUGUGGAGUUCACCGGUCGAGACAGCAUCACCUGUCUCACAUGCCAGGGGACAGGCUACAUUCCAACAGAGCAAGUAAAUGAGUUAGUGGCUUUGAUCCCACACAGUGAUCAGAGAUUGCGCCCUCGGAGAACUAAGCAGUAUGUCCUCCUGUCUGUCUUGCUGUGUCUCCUGGCAUCUGGUUUGGUGGUUUUCUUCCUAUUUCCGCAUUCGGUCCUUGUGGAUGAUGACGGCAUCAAAGUGGUGAAAGUCACGUUCAAUAAACAGGACUCACUGGUAGUCCUCUCCAUCACGGCCACCCUGAAAAUCAGGAACUCCAACUUCUACUCCGUGGCGGUGACCAGCCUGGCCAGCCAGGUUCAGUACAUGAACACAGUGGUCGGGUCAUACGUGACGACAAACGUCUCCCUCAUUCCACCGCGGAGCGAGCACCUGGUGAAUUUUACUGUGAAGGCUGAGAUGGGAGGACCAUAUUCCUAUGUGUACUUCUUCUGCACAUUACCGGAUAUCCUGGUUCACAACAUAGUGAUCUUCAUGCGAACUUCAGUGAAAAUUUCGUACAUUGGCCACGUGACCCAGGGCUCCUUGGAGACACAUCACUAUGUGGAUUGUGGAGCAAAUUCCACAGCUGUUUAGAAACUGCCCUUGGCUCUUCCAGGGCAGCACCUGUCAGAAGAGACACAGCAUCUGUUUCCAGGACCUGAGUUCCAUACCUACCCCAGGUGGUAGAAGGAGAGGAGAAAUUGAUUCUCUUAAUCCCCAGUGAACAUCCUCCUAUCACUUGGGAAGAAAACUCCUCUUUGUAGCAUCAUUUAUGUUUCUCAGAACCAGCAGAAUCACUGCCCAGUGCCUGGCCUUAUGCCCAGCAAAUAGUAGGCACUCCAAGAAGUUUUGAAGAAUUUAAUUCAGAUCUCUUCAGCUGUUCUUGGGACAUUAUAACCUGAAAUCAUACCGUGGUUCUAGGUCCUCAGACCACAGAGGGAUAUGGAGACAGGACUGUUAGGACAGCUGCAGAACUGUCAUCCGGGCCUCAUCUGCACAGGAGAGGCAGCGAGGAGGGAACGUUUGAAUAUGUAAAAGAAGAAAGCACAGACCGUUCAAUAUGUGAAAUUUUUUCAUCUGUUCUUAAAUGCCUAGAACUUAAAGCAAACUUUUUUCCUGUAGAAAGUUACAAUUGUUUUUACCAAGAAUCCAUAUGAGCUUGAUUUACCCUUCGUCCAUUGGCUGGAACAUGGAUUGAGGAUUUGGUAGAAAAAUAAACCCUGCUUUUGCUUCA